CCGCGAAUCGGGUCGUUUAGACUCAUCAUCUCAGCCCUAAGCUCGUGGAGGGCGGCAAUGCCUGCUUACGUCAACCGAACCCCACAACCAUGCACCGUCGCCAACGGCAUCGAGACAAGUGGAUAACUGCUCUCAGCUCUCGUUUCAGCUCCGCGGUCAGAAGACAGCUGUGCCGCAACCACUGGCCGCAACCUCACAUAUAUUACUUCCAUCUGGAGCCUGCUUUUAGUUUCUUUGGAUAUUUAGCGACACUCACAACCGUAAAUAGAGCGGGCGUAACUGGUGGACAUCGAAGUACGACGGCAGUCAACGUGCCACACGACGUGCGUGUCUCGCAUGCGCUUCUCGCGAGCAUGCGAAGGAUCAGGAUCGAAUCCUGCUAGUCGGACGCGCGGAGUUUCGGAUCGGCCGAAAGCACGAGCAGGACGAACUCCAGGUUAUCGCCAUCAUCUAUUGCGGGACGUCGCCUGCUCCGCAA
Trematosphaeria pertusa is the source of this 478-nucleotide messenger RNA. RefSeq lists its product as uncharacterized. The transcript is spliced from 2 exons. Bases 90 to 383 code for a protein of 97 amino acids. The record is from RefSeq and is a predicted model, not a curated record. NCBI's taxonomy places the organism in Eukaryota, Fungi, Ascomycota, Dothideomycetes, Pleosporales, Trematosphaeriaceae.